AUGAAGUUCUUACCUUCCCUUAUUAUCUUCAGUCUUUCUGCCUUGGCUCCUGCGAGCUCUUACAUCGAUCACUAUAUUACUAAGAACCGGCCCGAUCCUCCUUCUGAUCCUCCUCAUGGUUAUAAGUCGGUUAUCGACGUUAUCGCCGAACGUAUGAAGACGCUCAAUUACCAUAUUGAUGAUUAUCACGGCGGUCCUGCCACAUUCCUUCUUACUGGCCCUCGAGAGAUUAUCCAAGCUAUUAAGGAUGGGAUUCAGAAAUUCCGACGUCAGGUUUCCCUUGACGAGCAUGAUGCCAAUCUACUUGUUGCCUAUAUUGAGAAGACUUUAAAGCCUCCGGUUCAAUGGGUCAUUGAGGCUCUUAUCGAAAAGGAGAAGCCUCUUGUUGCUCGCGGUUUUCGUUCUCAGGUUCUACAGAGUCUUCAGAAUAUGAAAAACCCUGUUGAACAACUCCGUGAUAUAAUCUCCCGGAAGAUUAUCCAAAGCGCCCAGAAGCAGUAUUUUACAAAAGAAUUUAAUAAUAUAACCAUCAAGGUCAUCCAGCAAGGUAUUGAUGCCUUCGAUAACUUUAUCCAUUGCGUCACAAUACCUACCAUGCCCCCUGGCGGUGCAAUAGCGACCAAUAAUUCGCCUGCCGUCCCUACUUUCACUGGUGCAGCUUAG
Molecule: messenger RNA, 663 nt
Organism: Talaromyces marneffei
Lineage: Eukaryota; Fungi; Ascomycota; Eurotiomycetes; Eurotiales; Trichocomaceae
Exons: 1
Coding region: 1-663 (220 amino acids)
Cellular component (GO): extracellular region
Source: RefSeq, a predicted model, not a curated record